CCAGAACUUCCGCCCAACAUAAGAUGUAUUGACCUAAAUGGUUGUGUUGCACUGGAAACAACAUCAAAUGCAUUAAGGUUAUGCAAAUCCAAGCUGUUUUAUUUUUCAUGUAUAAACUGCUUGAAAUUGAUCUGCUGCAACAAUCUAGCAUCUUCAAUGCACAGAGAAUCCAUUAAGGGAACGUCUUAUCAGACGAAGUCAAUUAAUGCUUUUAAAUUGGUUUUUCCUGGAAGUGAAAUUCCAGAGUGGUUCCAACAUAAGAGUGAAGCUUCUUCAAUUAAAAUAGACAAGCCUCCAGAUUCUUAUGAUAACAAGAUCGUGGGAUGUGCUGUCUGCUGUGUUUUCGUUUUGCAUGAGCAUCGUCGUCAAGAUUUUGUCAUGCAAUGAGAUAAAAUCAUGUUUAUAUAUGCGAUUGGCUGCGAUGCGACUGGUGAAAAACGGAGAUUUGCUGACAUUAUAUUUGGCGAGUCAAGUUGGGUCACGAUUGGGUCAGACCAUCUUGUGCUAUCGCAUUUUGAUGAACUAUUCUUUCAAGAUUUUGUUGAGCUUUCAUUUGAAUCAAAUGAUCCAGCAUUCGAGGUGAAGAGGUGUGGGAUCCAUCCGGUAUACGAGAAAGAAACGAAAGAGUUGAAGCCAAGGACCAACAAAUCCAGUAGCUCUACUUUUGGGAAUUCAUAUGAGUUAAAUGAAGAUUUGGUCGGAUCAACGGUGGAUGUUGACUGUGAUGGGUCAGAAGACGAACCAAUCUCCAAGAUAAUAACGUCUUCAAAUUUCAUAAAUGGCGAAUCGAGCUCAAGGUAUGAGGUGAAUGAGAAAGAAAUAGAAGAUUAUUCUGAUGAUGAUGAUGAACCACCAUCAAAAAGAUUAAAAGAAUAUAUUGAUUGAUUAGACCAAGUUGGAACUUGUAUGGGUUGGAAUGAAGCUUCUUGAACCAGAAGAUGAUUUCGGUGACUCCGAAGCAGUUGUUUUUCACCUCAAAUGCUAUGUCAGAUCUUUGUAACAAAGUGGGCCUAAAUGGGACUUCAGAGGAUGUACAAUUGAAUAAAUCUCAACUUAAAUGUGUGAAGUUCCUCAAUUAAUAAAUCCUAUGAAUUUCCAGGAGUAUUAGGAACCUUUGGUGUGAGAGCCUGUACUAUAUUGGCGUUGACGUCUGAAUUCUAUACCUCUGACACGGGUGACAUUUGGCAUUUGGCUGAUAAUAUUCCUCCAAUGCAAGCAGCUGUUUAAGGGGAAUACUGGAAUUUGUUAAUAGGGUCAACCAGGAAAGAACUGUUGGCUGAUACCUUGAUGUUUGAUGAAAUGCUUGAAGGAGGGUUUGCGUUGAGAGGUGAGCCCUUUGAGAGAUGUUUGAUGAAAUGCCUGAAAGAAAAAAAAGGGUCAUUGUGUUCACUUAAUGUGGUGGUUUUUAUUCACAUAUGAAUGUCUUAUGAAAUGAAAAUCCAUAGCCAUUUUAAUGAAAGCAAUAUAUAAUCCUACAAAUUGAAUUUUCAUGCCUAGCUUUAAUCGCCGAGCCUCAUUUUAUCAAGAUCCACUCAACUCAACCACAAAGACAAAGACUCCUUAUUUCUGCUUCAGGCUCUCUCUUCUCCGUCGACCUCUAGUAAUGGUUUCCCUUUCUUGGUUGUCUGCAAUCCAUCCACAAGAGAGUCCAAGGCAAUUUCAAACUUUCAAGAACAAGAUCAUUGUGAAUAUUUAUUUGGAUUUGGUUAUCAACUCUCAACAUCUUCUCUUUGAGAAACAAUUUCUUGGUUUUUCCCACUAAAGUUUCAAGUCUAUGGAUCUAUCUAUUGGGUGUUAAAGUCUUCAUCCUUGGUUACUGCAUUGGAUUUGGAGGAAGAGACGUUCAAACAUCCUUUACAUUCAUGAAUUGCAGUAUAUAAUGGGUUUCUUAGAAGUAGGUUUCUGGUUAUGACGAUACCCAGCAUAUAUUUUUCA
This is a messenger RNA of Pistacia vera, 1935 nucleotides long. RefSeq lists its product as uncharacterized. The transcript is spliced from 4 exons. Bases 397 to 885 code for a protein of 162 amino acids. Lineage: Eukaryota; Viridiplantae; Streptophyta; Magnoliopsida; Sapindales; Anacardiaceae. The record is from RefSeq and is a predicted model, not a curated record.